AUGGAAGCCGCUCAUGAUACAUGGCCCGCGCCAUCUGGUGCCAAAAGGAACUUUGGGCCAUUGAACCAGUUGGGUGACUUGUCCAAGGCAGACCCGGAUAAGAUCAGCGUGAUCGACUUUUAUGCAUACCAGCAAAUCUCUUUCAUCACUCCAACACAACUGUGGGAUGCAUUGAAGCCCGGAGACGCGUACAGAUUUGUAGACUGUCAAGAAAACAAAGAAGCCACAUUAAUGCUUGCUGGAGCCAUUAGGUGGGACGUCAAAGACGAUCGCGAUAUUCAUAAAGAAGCUACAUUCCUUCGACGCAAGGACAACGCGAAGGACUAUGGCUACUUCCAAGAUAGCCUUUUCCCUACUGAUCCCCACAAGUUGCCCGAUAUCGUUAUCUUCAACUGUCAACUUGGCGUCAACCGUUCCCCUAUGAUGGCUUUCUGGUACAUGAGAUACCUUCUCAAAACUUACCCAUCAACUGUCCCUGACAGACCAAAUGUAAGAGCACUCAAGACCAGGGUAUAUAUUCUGGAAGGCGGUGUUUCGGGUCUUGAAAGUUCAGGGACACCAAGAGGCCUACAGAGCCUACAGGUUUAA
Molecule: messenger RNA, 588 nt
Organism: Fusarium odoratissimum NRRL 54006
Lineage: Eukaryota; Fungi; Ascomycota; Sordariomycetes; Hypocreales; Nectriaceae
Exons: 3
Coding region: 1-588 (195 amino acids)
Source: RefSeq, a predicted model, not a curated record